AUGGGAAACUCUACCCUUAUGAGAUGGCCAGUAACGGCGAUACUGGUAUUAGGUGUCGUGGUGACUGUCCUUUACAAAGCGAUGGCGGUAUAUAUUCCUCGUCCAGGCCCAGUCCAAGUGUCUUCUACCUCUACCCCAUCAGCCUUCAAGAUCAAACAUAUAUUUCACAACGCUGCAGAUGGCAGGACCCACAAAAGACUGGAUAUUAAUGACGAGUUUUUGAGCACUUACAAUUCUGCCCAGCCCCAGGUGGCACACAUCGAGGAUAUGGAUUUAUUUGAUGUCUCUCCUUUUGAACAAGAGCUUGUGAUCAGACAUACGAAGGGACAAACAAUCAGAUUAGCGGAUCGGUCGCCCGACUUUGUGGAGUCGUAUCUCGACUUUGCACUGGAGAACGGCCCUGCUUCGCGGAUGAUUGAGUUUGAUUGGCAGCAAGAAUCUCUCUUGAUUCCAAAUAUGAGCGAUAAGGAAACGAUCAUCAGUUUGGCCCUGAUGUCCUCGGACGCCUAUGUUGGCCUUCCUACUGACGCCGACUGGAAUGACGUGGGUGAAAAGUACAACGAGUCGGAGCGUUUUGGAUGGGAAAAUGGAGGUGUGAGAGGUCAUGUUUUCACCGAUCCAGAAGAAACAAUUGUGAUAAUAUCAAUCAAAGGCACAUCGGCUGCGGGUUUGAACACCGGAGGAGACGGCCAGACAGUUGAGCAGGAUAAGACAAACGACAACCUUCUUUUUUCUUGCUGUUGCGCGAGAGUGUCGUCUCUAUGGAAAACGGUAUGCGACUGCUACGAAGAGUCGUACACUUGUAACCAAAACUGUCUGGAACAGGAACUGAGGCGACCAGACAGGUACUACAAAGCAGUUCUAGACAUUUAUCGCAACGUGACACACAUGUAUCCGGAGUCGGAGAUAUGGGUGACGGGACAUUCAUUAGGAGGCUCGCUGAGUGCGCUUCUUGGCCGCACGUUUGGCCUUCCUGCUGUUUCUUUCGAAGCCGUGGGAGAAUUACUGGCCACUCGCAGAUUGCAUCUACCAAUGCCACCUGGGCUACCAGAGGAGAUGGAAAACAUUUGGCAUGUGGGGAAUACUGCAGACCCUAUAUUUAUGGGUGUUUGCAACGGUGCCUCGUCAACAUGCUCUUUGGCCGGUUACGCAUUGGAAACACAGUGCCAUUCGGGAAAGAAGUGCGUAUACGACGUGGUAAACGACCUGGGAUGGCACGUGAACCUGCUGAACCACAGGAUACGAACCAUCAUUAGCGACGUUCUGAUGGUCUACAACGACACUGCCGAGUGCGUCAAGUCCCCACCGUGUUACGACUGCUACAACUGGAGAUUCGUGGACCAUUCUGGCGACCGAUACAGAACCACAGCUUCCUCUCCAUUGCCAACGCCCUCCGAUCCUCCUGGACGAAGAUGUCUGAAGCGCACGUGGUAUGGCCGCUGCUACGAAUGGGCGGACGAUCCCAGCUCGGUCAAGACAACCUUCUCGACAAGCACGAUAUACAGCAAGACGAGCGACAUUCGCACUAGCACCGACACGCACACAGGAGGGAACUCCACAUGUAUCAGAAGAUCCUGGCUUGGAUACUGUCUUGAGUAUGGUCCAGGAUUACAUUAG
Messenger RNA from Ogataea angusta, 1617 nucleotides. RefSeq lists its product as uncharacterized. Bases 1 to 1617 code for a protein of 538 amino acids. Gene Ontology annotation, molecular function: glycerophospholipase activity. The record is from RefSeq and is a predicted model, not a curated record. Gene Ontology annotation, biological process: multivesicular body membrane disassembly; macroautophagy; neutral lipid catabolic process. The transcript has a single exon. NCBI's taxonomy places the organism in Eukaryota, Fungi, Ascomycota, Pichiomycetes, Pichiales, Pichiaceae.